AUGCUCUGUGCCGUACCCUUCAGACGCCUGGCGUCGCCCGGCCGAUGCCUAGCGACGUCCAUGUUCCUUCCAACACAAACCCCCCUGGCCUCUUCCACUCGAAGAAAGUUACUGCAUACAGCCCUGUUCUUUCCAGGACAUGGGGUCCAACGUGUUGGCAUGGCUAAUGCCUGGAUGGACCAUUUCCCUCACAAAACAACCCGCGCUUUGGAUGAGAUGGAUUCAAUUCUCGGAUUCAAACUUUCGCGUAUCAUUCUUGAGGGGCCCAACUCCAAACUAAAUCAGACCGAGAACGCGCAGCCCGCAAUCAUGGCGGUUUCUGUUCUCAUCCUCCGUAUUCUUGAGGAGGAAUUCGGAUUUGAUACCAAAUCCCGCGUCGAUGUGAUGCUCGGGCAUAGUCUCGGAGAGUUUUCGGCCCUGGUGGCAGCAGGCUAUCUCCAGUUUGCUGAUGCACUCAGAUUGGUCCGCCGCCGGGCCGAAGUGAUGGCUCAAUGUACUCGACAGAUAGUGGAGUUUUCAGGCGAAAGCUAUGGGAUGGUGGCUCUCAUUUGCGAGCCCGAUCGUCUUGAGGACCUACUGAAGACUGUCUACGAGUUUCUGGGGCUGGGAGCCUCCGGCCUCGACGACACAAGCCAUGCGACGCCACCAAUAUCACAAGUGAUGGUGGCAAAUAUCAACUCUCCCAACCAGAUUGUCCUCAGUGGCAGUAUUCCCCGGAUCAAAGCCCUUCUUGUCCAGCUACGUCAGUUCGGCGGCCAUGAUCCUCGUGCCGUGAGACUGAACAGUGACAGUCCGUUCCACAGCCCAGUAAUGUCUCCGGCCGCGGAGUUUAUGAGAACCGCCGUGGAAAAGCUUGACAUUACGUUCCCUGCUAUGCUGCCCUGUAUCUCCAAUGUCUCGGCCCUACCUUUCCAGUCGAAGGAGGAUCUCAUGCUGCUACUGUCCAGACAAUGCACCGACACGAUCCGAUGGUGGGACAGCGUUCGCUAUCUCCAUCAAGAACGAGGGGUUCGAUGCUGGAUCGGAAUUGGGCCCGGGAAAGUGGGCCGAAAUUUGGUCGGCAAAGAGGUUGGCCGGGUGGACACCAAAGGGGGUGGUGUCUGGGCGGUUUGCAAUCCUCGGGAAAUGGAGGAGAUGAUGAUUGCUUUAGAUCAAACGCAAGCAGAAGCAACAAGGUAA
This is a messenger RNA of Penicillium subrubescens, 1179 nucleotides long. RefSeq names its product ACP S-malonyltransferase. Gene Ontology annotation, cellular component: mitochondrion. Bases 1 to 1179 code for a protein of 392 amino acids. The transcript is spliced from 2 exons. The record is from RefSeq and is a predicted model, not a curated record. Gene Ontology annotation, molecular function: [acyl-carrier-protein] S-malonyltransferase activity. Lineage: Eukaryota; Fungi; Ascomycota; Eurotiomycetes; Eurotiales; Aspergillaceae. Gene Ontology annotation, biological process: fatty acid biosynthetic process.